Vitrella brassicaformis is the source of this 1771-nucleotide messenger RNA. The record is from the annotation of a GenBank genome assembly. Lineage: Eukaryota; Vitrellaceae.
UUACAUCCGACGGCACUUGCUGAGAAUACACAUGCACACAUGCAAUGAGGACACUCUAGAAAAGUCCGCGUUGCUCACCAUGAUAUUCUUCCGGUGUCAGACGGGAGCCAUCUUCUUUUUUUUCCAGAGUGCGUGUAUAUGAUGAAUAUCCGCACACCUGUGCAUGCACGUGUGGACUUGGAGUGCGUGUAUAUCAUGAAUGUCUGUAUGCGCACACCUGCGCAUGCACAUGUGGACUUGGAGUGCGUGUAUAUGAUGAAUGUCCGCACACCUGUGCAUGCACGUGUGGACUUGGAGUGCGUGUAUAUGAUGAAUGUCUGUGUGCGCACAGCUGUGGGUGGACUUGGAGUGCGUGUAUAGGAUGAAUCUCUGUGUGCACGCACGUGCAUGCUAUAUGAGAAACUCUGUGUGCGCACACGUGCGCAUGAACGGGUGGACUUGGAGUGUGUGUAUAUGAUGAAUGUCGCUGUGCGCACCCCUGCGCAUGCAAGUGCGCAUGCACGGGUGGACUUGGAGUGCGUGUAUAUGAUGAAUCUCUGUGUGCGCACCCUUGCGCAUCACGUGCGCAUGCACGUAUGGACUUGGAGUGCGUGUAUAUGAUGAAUGUCUUUGUGCGCACACUUGCGCAUGCGCGUGUGGACUUGGAGUGCGUGUAUAUCAUGAAUGUUUGUGUGCGCACACCUGCGUAUGCCUGCGCAUGCACGUAUGGACUUGGAGUGCGUGUAUAUGAUGAAUGUUUGUGUGCGCACACUUGCGCAUGCGCGUGUGGACUUGGAGUGCGUGUAUAUCAUGAAUGUUUGUGUGCGCACACCUGCGCAUGCGCGUCUGGACUUGGAGUGAAUCAGGUCCAGCACCUGAUAGGAGCCACGAAUACAGAUGUGUGUUUGUUGCCCAAUCAUAUCUUCACCCUACACUAUACGCACCUGUUUCCCGAAUGUGGAGUUGGCAACAAUGAAAGACGGGCAGUCCGACACACACAGACGGGUGCUCUCAUGCCGACUCAUGAACGGCUGCAAUGCAAACAAACACACCACCAUUUGCACAGAAUAGCUAUAUGUGGUCCACACCCUGUUUGGCCAACCCGCUGUGAGUGAGCAGCUUUGAGGCCAUCGGUGGCGAUCGAGUAGACGGCUGGCCGCGUGUCAGCUAUCUCAAACACCACUGUCAUCGACCUUUCGUCGCCGGAGUUGCUCCCGAGGGAGCCGUCAAAAAGAGUGGACGGGAGGAAGGCGUCAAGGGCAUUCAGAAGCACGCCAUGAGGUGGCAGACACACACCUGCAACCCACACACCAACCAGUAUAAGAAGACAGCCAUGCCAACCAGCCACAUGUGUUUGUCGUUGACACGUACCUCCGAGUCGCAGCUGCAUGGUGAGGCACAGCAGCCUGGUGGCCAGGUCCCUCUGCCCCCUCUCCAGCCACGCGGCCAACACACGCAUCGCCUCAAUGGGCAGAUCCCACCAGGCCGCAUCAACGUCCAGCCACUCCACCGAAUACCCGUGGCGCACAUAGGCGUCCAAGGCGCAAUCUGAGUGGCCCUCACUCCCAGUCGUCAGCACCCUCACACUGGCAGAGGGAUGGUGCCACAAGACCGACUCCAGCGUGCUGAAGAACAUCUGUGGAAGACGCCUGCCGCCCUCCAUCCAUGGAAUAAACACAUUCAGCCGUCCAUUCUCGUGAUGCAGAGCCCUCUGCGGCCGACUUGAAGAUGGAAAGUCAUGAUGAUUGUGGUCAUCUGGCAGCGUCGCCGUAUCGUUCGGCAGCUGCGGCAU